GCGGAAAUCGCCCGCGUAGCCGUUUGAUAGGAAAUCCACUCCACUUACUGGAUAAGAGAAAGAGAGAAAGAGAAGAGAGAGAGAGCGAGCGCUACCGCCACUGACGGAAGAGGAGGAAGGGGAAAGAAGCUGAGCUGCAGCAAGCAAGCAGAGAGUGAUGGCCUUAAUGCUGAAGCCAUCCCUGACAUCUCUCUUCACUAGUAGUGCAACUCCGCGCCUUCACCAGCUCCCGCUUCCUCUUCCCGUCACCAGAGCUGCUGCUGCUGCUGUUCCUCCUCCUCCUCCUCCUCCUCCUCACCCUUCUGAUGAACAACAGCAACGUCAACAGCGACAGCCUUGCGCAGUUAAUCGCCGGCAAUUCUUAUCCAAAACAGCCACCGUCUCGUCGCUAUCCGUAGCUGCUCCUCUGAUUGGAGGACUUCCUCAGCCAGCUGCUGUCAAGGCAGAACAGGAAGCCCUUUCCGAGUGGGAGAGGUUGUAUCUUCCCAUCGACCCCGGCGUUGUCCUCCUUGACAUUGCUUUUGUCCCGGACGACCUCAACCACGGUUUUCUACUGGGAACAAGGCAAACAAUCUUGGAGACGAAGGACGGUGGAACGACUUGGGUGCCCAGGUCGAUACCAUCAGCUGAAGACGAGGAUUUCAACUACAGGUUCAACUCCAUCAGCUUCAAAGGAAAGGAGGGAUGGAUUGUCGGAAAGCCUGCAAUUCUUUUGUACACUUCAGAUGCUGGAGAAACCUGGGAAAGAAUUCCCCUCAGUGCUGAACUUCCUGGAGACAUGGUGUACAUAAAGGCAACUGGGGAAAAGAGUGCGGAGAUGGUGACUGAUCAAGGUGCAAUAUACAUCACAGCUAACAGGGGCUAUAACUGGAGAGCUGCUGUUCAAGAGACUGUUUCCGCUACUCUUAAUAGAACAGUUUCAAGUGGAAUUAGCGGCGCAAGCUAUUACACAGGAACAUUUAAUACAGUUAAUAGGUCUCCUGAUGGAAAUUAUGUUGCUGUUUCCAGCCGUGGUAACUUCUAUCUGACCUGGGAGCCCGGACAGGCCUUUUGGCAACCACAUAAUAGGGCUGUUGCACGAAGAAUUCAGAACAUGGGUUGGCGGGCAGAUGGUGGCCUUUGGCUGCUCGUUCGUGGGGGAGGACUUUAUCUUAGCAAAGGCAGUGGGAUCACUGAGGAUUUUGAAGAAGUUCCUGUGCAGAGUCGUGGAUUUGGCAUUCUUGAUAUUGGCUACCGUUCCAUGGAAGAGGCUUGGGCAGCUGGGGGCAGUGGGAUUUUGUUGAGAACCACCAAUGGUGGAAAGACAUGGACCCGUGACAAAGCUGCUGAUAAUAUUGCUGCAAAUCUCUACUCGGUGAAGUUUAUCAAUGAUAAGAAGGGCUUCGUGCUAGGCAAUGACGGGGUGCUUCUCCGUUAUCUUGGUUAGGAGACUGAUUCCCACAGAUGCAGGGUAUUGUCGAUGGAGUAUGGUGUUCCCAAUUUUGUAUACGGAAGGAAGUAAAAAUUGUUACUUCUUGUUCCGUUUACCGCUAAUGUUUAAGUCCCAGUUUUUUACGUUUUGGAUAGACGAGUAAGAGGUUGAGUGCGUGUGGUAAGAAUCGGAAUCCGAAUGAGGUAUAAUGGAUCUUUAGAAAGGUAAAGGUGGGGUCGAUCAACUAUCCAAGUAUGUAAUUAGUUUGUAUUGAUAUUUGCCAAUGCGAGUAGCAGUUUAUAUAUAUAUAUAUAUAUAUAUAUAUAUACAGUUUGGCUUCAAGAGAUGUAUGUACGAAUUUAAUUCAUUCCAAUUCUUCAUUUCCUUUUUGGGCGAAA
Molecule: messenger RNA, 1809 nt
Organism: Punica granatum (pomegranate)
Lineage: Eukaryota; Viridiplantae; Streptophyta; Magnoliopsida; Myrtales; Lythraceae
Source: RefSeq, a predicted model, not a curated record